GAAGAUUUUUGAAGUUAUUUUAAUGAAAAAUUGCUUGCUUUUGUUAAAAGAAGAAAAAACUGCACAGAAAAGAGGUACAAAAGCUGUAUACAUCACAAAAUUCAUUUUAAAUCUUUAUAAAGGUGUAAAUAAUAGGAUAUGCUCCAAGAAUUCAGGUUGACAUGGUCAUCAAUCACUCUUUAAGUGGAAAAAAUCUUUUCAAGAUAUUUCACUUUUACAACUGUUUGAUUCUCGUUCUGUUUAGAUAAUUUCUCUUAAUUAAUUUAGGUCACAUGACACUCAUUAUAAAAAUAAUUUGUUGUCCUAAUUUAAUAUCCAGUUCUUGGAGCUUAAAUGAUAUUUAAUUAAGUUGGAUAAAUAAACCAUAGAAAAUAGGCUUUGAGGUUUAACUCUGAUAGAUGUGCGGAUAAAGAUUUUCUUUCAGAAAAAUCCUCUUUUGCCACGGAGCGUUAUCGAUAAUCUGUCAUUUCACCCACAAAAGAACACAAAAGCCUUUUUUCCUGUAUGAAAAAACACAAAAGGAGGACGAUAUUGGCUAGAUAUACCUACAGAUGUUUUAUUAAUUAGGUUUUCGUAUAGAAUAUUAUAUAUACGAGCUGCACAGACCAGAAAAAUUGCACCCAUAGAGAAGCUAGCAAGCAGCAAACAGUAUUCCAGGAUAUAAUGAUCAGGAUACAGGCCUUUAAAUCUACGACCGACUUUUACAGGACGGAUUCUUCGAAAGCUAUUCGUAGACUAUUACAACCGGUAUUUUCUCUUUUACGAUCUUUAGGCUUUUUAAAUUUGGAAAAUAGCGAAUGUUUUUACCCAAUAGGUAUGUUUACACUUCACGCAUACCUGUGCUAUUUUUUCAGUUGGUUGUUUGUUCACACCGAAAAGAAUUCUCUCUGGUAUUCGUUUACUUUAUUAGAACAUUGUCUGGCAUCGGCAUCUACUAUAGACAUGAUGUGGAUCAGAAAAAGUAAAUUAAACGAUUUAUUGACGAUGCUGAGCCAAGUGCAAACACCGAAUUCCAUCGCCUCCACAAAAAAGUGGAUGAAAGGAUCGUUAAUCCUGAUAGCUGUGUACGGCACGUCGUCAGUUAUUAUAGGUUAUAUGCUAUUAUCCUUUUACCCUCUACAAGUAUAUUACGAUAUCUAUUUUUACGGGCUACGAGUGGAAAAAUGGUAUAAUUUUUUAAAAUAUAUUUUGCCAGCAGUUAACAUUUUUACGGCUCAGCUUAUGGUGUUUCAACCCAUAUAUUUUUAUAUCGUUUUAUAUUCUGUACUGUGUAGAAAUAUAUACACGGUAGUUAAUGAUUAUAACAGAGGCAUAAAAACCGUCCGUAUCAGAAACGUUUCUGCUGUAAAAUUACUGCAGAUGCAACAUUUCCGUCUGACAGUUUGCGUUCAACAAAUGGAUGAUUUGUUCUCCCCGGUGAUGUUUAUUUGGUAUAGCGUAACGUGCGUAUAUGUUUGCAACGAGAUAUCGCUGCUAUUAGAUAAAGGAGAAGAUCCAUUUAUAAACGAAACCUUCAUAGCUUUCACUUUAUUUAAAUUAUUACCGUCCGUGUGCUUUCUUCUAGUUUUGUCUCUGUUGGCUGCUAAUGUUAAAGAAGUGUUUCUCUGUACCGUCGACUGUGUGCGUCGUCUUUCACUAGCUCUACCGACUAGAGAAGAAGAUUGUUUGCUGCAAGUGGAGCUUCUGCAGUCUCAAUCAAUCAAGCUCUGCCCCGCUCUCACUAUUUGGAAUUUUGUAGUCGUCUCCAGGCGCCUUAUUCUUGCUUGUUUUAGUUUCUUCGUCACCUAUACCAUUAUCGUCUUACAACUAAAUCCCAGAGCUACUAAAAAGUUUCGAUCUGGCUAAUAAAAAAAUUACAUAAAUGUGUAUGUAAUCGC
Molecule: messenger RNA, 1877 nt
Organism: Centruroides sculpturatus (bark scorpion)
Lineage: Eukaryota; Metazoa; Arthropoda; Arachnida; Scorpiones; Buthidae
Exons: 1
Coding region: 664-1845 (393 amino acids)
Biological process (GO): sensory perception of chemical stimulus
Source: RefSeq, a predicted model, not a curated record